This is a messenger RNA of Dictyostelium discoideum AX4, 402 nucleotides long. RefSeq lists its product as hypothetical. The annotation marks the transcript as partial. The record is from RefSeq and is a predicted model, not a curated record. NCBI's taxonomy places the organism in Eukaryota, Evosea, Eumycetozoa, Dictyosteliales, Dictyosteliaceae. The transcript has a single exon.
AUGAAAAAGAAUCCAAAUUUAUGCAUUGAAGAAAUUAAUGAUAUCUGUUACCUUAGUGAAGAUGGGUUCAAGAAAUUAAUCAUCAUAGAUAAAGAAACUAUUCAUACCGUCAUUAGAGAAUAUCACGAUACCAAAUAUAGUGGUCAUCACGCUUUAGAUAUCACAUACAAUAAUAUAAGACAAGAUUACUAUUUCAAAGAAAUGUUUUCUAUUAUCAAGAGGUACAUAAAGUCUUGUGCAACAUGUCAAUUGAACAUUAACCGUAAAGAUAAUGGUAUACUCCAAAGUUUAGAAAUUCCCUUUGAAGUUUGGAGAGAUAUAUCAAUCGAUUUCUUAUUGCUACCAAAAACAAUGUAUGCAAUAAACGGAUUUACAGUUGAAGUCGAUCAAGUUUGUGUCAUU